Molecule: messenger RNA, 1486 nt
Organism: Salvia hispanica
Lineage: Eukaryota; Viridiplantae; Streptophyta; Magnoliopsida; Lamiales; Lamiaceae
Source: RefSeq, a predicted model, not a curated record
CUUGAAAAUUUUCUGUUAGGAAAAUACAGACCGAAAAAUCAACUUUGUCGAAUCGGAAUCCGAAUCCCUAAACCAAUCGCCAAGAAAUAUUCAAGGGCUAAUUUUGGGGGUUUAACAAUUUCCCAAAAUUGGAGGGUGUCUGUCUUCCGGCGGUAAACCGCCGGCGCAGCGGCCGCCGGUGUUACAGGCGACUGUCCGAAGGCUUCCGCUACCGGAUACCACCGACGGAGUUGCGGAUAAUGCUAAGAUGAAGAGUCUGUUCAAGUCCAAGCCGAGGACUCCGGCUGAUUUGGUGCGGCAGACGCGCGAUCUACUCAUCUUCGCCGAUCUCGGAGCUCCUGACACUAAGGAAAGCAAGCGAGACGAGAAGAUGCUGGAAUUGAGCAAACUAAUGAGAGAGUUGAAACAAGUUCUUUAUGGGGACAGUGAAUCUGAGCCAGUAGCAGAAGCAUGUACCCAGUUGACUCAGGAGUUUUUCAGAGAGGACACUCUUCGCCUCCUAAUUACAUGUCUUCCAAAGUUGAAUUUAGAGACCCGCAAAGAUGCUACUCAGGUUGUUGCAAAUCUGCAGAGGCAACAGGUUCAGUCAAAGUUGAUUGCGUGUGAUUACUUGGAAAAGAACAUAGAUCUCAUGGAUGUCUUGAUAGCAGGUUAUGAGAACACUGAGCUGGCUUUACACUAUGGUGCAAUGUUGAGGGAAUGCAUACGCCAUCAAAUCGUUGCAAAGUAUGUUUUGGAAUCAGAGCAUAUGAAGAAUUUUUUUGACUUUAUUCAACUUCCAAAUUUUGACAUUGCCUCUGAUGCUGCUGCCACUUUCAAGGAGUUACUGACUAGGCACAAAUCAACAGUUGCCGAGUUCCUUUCUAAAAAUUAUGACUGGUUCUUUGCGGAGUACAACUCGAAGUUGCUAGAAUCUACUAACUACAUUACUAGGAGGCAGGCUGUCAAGCUCUUGGGUGAUAUCUUGCUGGAUCGGUCGAAUUCAGCUGCAAUGACGCGAUAUGUUAGUUCAAGGGAAAACUUGAGGAUCCUCAUGAAUCUUCUCAGGGAGUCGAGCAAGAGCAUACAGAUUGAAGCAUUCCAUGUUUUCAAGUUAUUUGCAGCUAAUCAGAACAAACCUCCGGACAUUGUUAGUAUUCUCGUUACCAACAAAAGCAAGCUACUACGCCUUUUUGCUGAUUUCAAGACAGAAAAAGAGGAUGUGCAAUUUGAGGCUGAUAAAGCGCAAGUUGUCAAAGAAAUUGCUGCACUUGAGCCUAAAGAGCGGGCAUGAUUUCACCUGUUGUUUAAGUGCAUCAGCUGCGACCUCUUGUUUAAGUGCAUCAGCUGCGAUGACUGCCUUGUACCAGUAAUUCUAGUUGUGAUAGUAUUUUUUUUUUCUUUUCCAUAUAGAAUUGUUAAUUAAAACGCAUCGGAUCUCAAUGUUGUAAAAUACUGAGAAAUUGAUCUACAAAGUGCUCCCUGUCAGAUUAUUUUUUAGUUGUUA